Molecule: messenger RNA, 759 nt
Organism: Hyalella azteca
Lineage: Eukaryota; Metazoa; Arthropoda; Malacostraca; Amphipoda; Hyalellidae
Exons: 3
Source: RefSeq, a predicted model, not a curated record
GCUGGUCGGGCGCUGAGUUUCCUGACGCCGCUGCUGGCGCUGGUUGCCGCCCACCAGUGCCACCACUCCCUCGCCCACGCCGCCCUCAACGCCGCCCACAACCGCCGCCACGUCCAGCUCCUCAAACAGGUGAUGGAGUCCCAGCAAGAACAAAAACAAAAACCGGGAGCGCCGGAUGGUGAACCUACGGCCCCGGCUGGGACUGAACCCCCAUCACAAGCGUCCCCUGGCAGUGGGACUGAUCCUCCGGGGGCUGGGGCUGAUCCCCCUGCAGAUAAAUCCCUUGAGGCUGGGGUUCAAACCCCUGCAGAUAAACCCCUAGAGGCUGGGGUUCAAUCCCCAGCCGAUGGGUCCACGACCCAGAAGGCGGUUUCCCCCCGCGACGCCCCACUGCGUAUCCCCCAGCGUGGGGACGAGGAUUACUUCGAGGCCCUGGGGCUGGUGGUGGGGAGGCUGCAGGCCGACCAUGAGCAGGAGUCUACGGCCUGCGCUGACCUGCUGGGGGCGCUGCUGGAGCACUCGGAGGGCCUGUACAGUCCUACCGCCGCCGCCGCAGUCCACGCACAUCAGGCCCAUACACACGGCCUGCAUGGCUACCUCAAUGUCAACAGGCCGUGCACGCUCGACCACUUGGAGUCCUUCAGCCCGAAGACGCGCGAUGGAAACCGAGUCAGCAUCAUGCCAGGUCUCGGUCAAGAAGACGACAUCCAGAGAGCGCGAGCGGCGGAUGUGAAGGAACUCAUCAACUUUGUUGUUUAG